UUAGAAAAGUAUACAAGAGGAGCACUAGAUUCUAAUCGCACCACCCCUCACCUAAAAUCUAAUCUUUAUCAUCCUUCUCCACCUCUAAUCGGAUAAAAACAUGGAGGCAGUAACGGCGAUGAAGCCACUGAUCAGAGUCGCUGCUAUCUCCGGUUCUCUCCGGAAAGGCUCUUUCAACACCGGUCUCCUCCGCGCCGCGAUCGAAUUGACGAAGGAAUCGGUACCGGGGAUGCAGAUUGAGCAUAUAGACAUAUCUCCGUUGCCGUUGAUCAACACCGAUCUGGAAACCAACGGGACUUACCCUCCCGUCGUCGAAGCUUUCCGGCAGAAGAUCCUUGAAGCCGAUAGCAUUCUCUUCGCUUCCCCUGAGUACAACUUCUCUGUCGCAGCUCCACUUAAGAACGCGAUCGAUUGGGCCUCGAGAUCACCUAACGUUUGGGCUGACAAACCUGCUGCCGUCGUAAGCGCCGGUGGAGGUUUUGGUGGAGGAAGGUCGCAGUACCAUCUUCGACAGAUCGGAGUGUUCCUUGAUCUUCAUUUCAUCAACAAACCGGAGUUUACUAUCAAUGCGUUUCAGCCGCCUCAGAAGUUCGAUGCUGAAGGGAACUUGGUCGAUGAAGUGGCUAAGGAGAGGUUAAAACAAGUGCUUGUCUCGUUACAGGCUUUUACUCUGCGACUUCAAGGUAAGUGAGUGGAGGGGAAGUACUUGAGAUCGUUUGUGUGAGUGAAAAUAAUGUCGAUUCUUGUGAGAUAAGAAACAGUGUAUUUGCCACUUGUCCUAUCAAUAUUUCUAUUUCUCAUUAAUAUCGUAUGUGUUGGCAUAUGAUACAACUAUGUUUAUUAAACGAGUGAUGCUUUUUGUUUCA
This is a messenger RNA of Raphanus sativus (radish), 866 nucleotides long. RefSeq names its product NADPH:quinone oxidoreductase. Bases 101 to 691 code for a protein of 196 amino acids. NCBI's taxonomy places the organism in Eukaryota, Viridiplantae, Streptophyta, Magnoliopsida, Brassicales, Brassicaceae. The record is from RefSeq and is a predicted model, not a curated record. Gene Ontology annotation, molecular function: FMN binding; oxidoreductase activity. The transcript is spliced from 3 exons. Gene Ontology annotation, cellular component: cytosol.